Molecule: messenger RNA, 2052 nt
Organism: Cornus florida
Lineage: Eukaryota; Viridiplantae; Streptophyta; Magnoliopsida; Cornales; Cornaceae
Product: putative disease resistance protein RGA1
Exons: 2
Coding region: 1-2052 (683 amino acids)
Molecular function (GO): protein binding
Source: RefSeq, a predicted model, not a curated record
AUGCAUGAUCUUAUGCAUGACCUUGCAGUUUUAGUUGCGAAAAGUGAGAGUUUGAUGGUAAAAUCGGACACAAAAGAAGUUCCUCCAAGAAUCUGUCAUGUGUCGGUUGAUUUGCCAUCUUUAAAUGAUAGACCAUGGGAAAUUCCAGCCCCGUUGCUUGGAGCUAUCGGGAUAAGAACAUUUUUUUUGCCGGCUCAACCACUACAUUUUCACGUUUCAUAUGCGGUGGAAUUAGAGAAUUCACUUUAUGCAAAAAUUGUUUCCACCUUUAAAAGGUUACGGGUGUUGGAUCUGCAUACAUUGCGGAUCGAAACGGUGCCAAGUUGCAUAAGUAAGCUAACACAUUUAAGGUAUGUAGAUCUCUCCGGUAAUUAUGGUAUCGAGACUCUGCCAAAUUCUAUAACCGAGUUGCUAAAUUUGCAAACCCUAAAACUUAGCAAUUGUGGCCUGAAACGAUUGCCAAGAGAGAUCAGAAAAUUGGUGAGCCUUAGGCAUCUCGAGAUUGAUGGUUGCCAUGGAUUGAGUGAUAUGCCGAGUGGACUGGGGGAGCUGACUUGCCUUCGAGCUUUACAAGAAUUCAAGGUGGGUCCAUCUAACAGGUUAAGUGAAUUGAAAGAUCUAAACAAUUUAUGGGAGAAGCUGUCAAUUGUACUACCGUGGAGGCUUCCGCUUUUAGGAAGGCCAAGAUUAAAAGAAGCAGAGGAAGCAAACUUGAAGGAGAAACAACACCUUCAGUCUUUGAUAUUUGAUUUUGGCAACUCUAUUGAUGAUGAUGAUGGUGAGUUAGAGUCGGUGUUGGAAGCUCUCCGGCCGCACACAAAUUUGAAAAAGCUUGAAAUAAAAAGGUAUCGGGGUGUGAGGUUACCAACAUGGAUGUCCUUCCUCCUGAAUCUUGUUCAAAUUUCUUUAGAGAAUUGUAACGGAUGCAAACAUCUUCCAAAAUUGGAGCAGCUUCCUUGUCUCAAAAGCCUCUCUCUUGAUCACUUAGAAUCGGUAGAGUACAUAGAUGACAACAGUUGUGGUGGUGUUAAUGAUGAGUCCUCCUCUUCUUCUCCAUCUUCUUCAACAGAGCCAACAACAACAACAGCAACGUUCUUUCCAUCACUGGAAAAUCUCUAUAUCAUGGAAAUGCCAAAAUUGAAGGAAUGGUGGAGGAGUAAAUUAGGAGAAGAUGAAGAACAAUCAACAGCAAACAAUCAAGAAGAGCGGCAGCUAUUAUCACACCCAUCAUUUCCUUGUCUUGUUGAAUCAGAUAUCUGCUUCUGCCCUCAGCUAACAUCAAUGCCUCUGCAACCAACUGUUGUAAAACUAAAUUUUCGGCAAGUCAGCGGGAGGGUAGUACAAGAGCAGUUACUGACGAUGGCAAAGGAAACCCCAACUACUGUUGCAACCUCAUCUUCUUCACUCGUUCCUCUUUCCAACUUAGAGCAACUAGACACAUGGGAAAUUGAGGAUCUAGUUACUCUGCCGGAGGAGGCAUUCCGACUUCUCACUUCUCUACUAAAACUGAAGAUUUAUAGUUGUCCAAAACUAACCUCUCUGUCCGGAGGGAUGAGGCAUCUCACCACCCUCGUGUCCCUGGAAAUCAAGUCCUGCAAAGAGUUGGAUUUGUCAGAUGGUGGCAUGCAUUUUCAAGGCCUCAGGAACCUAACUUCUCUGCGUAUCGUCGAUAUUCCCAAGUUGGUGUCUCUUCCUGCGGGGCUUCAACACGUUACCACUCUCCAAUCUCUAUACAUUGAUGGUUGUAAAAAUUUGGAAAGUUUACCAGAGUGGAUAGGCAACCUCACAUCACUUCAAAAACUUGGUAUUUGUGUUUGCCCGAGUUUGAAGUCACUUGAAAUCUCUGGCGUGAUUGGGAUUAGGGGAGAAAUAAUGGGAGGUGGUAACAGGAGGGACGAUGGAUCGUUGGUGAUCAACAAUAACAAUGUGUUUUCAGCGCUUGAGAGUCUUAGGAAGAAGAAGAAAACUGGUAAGUCAAAGAACAAUAGUUCUUCAAAUGCCCAAGUGUUACAAGGGGAAACUUGUCCCAUAUCGGAUCCGGAUGGGAAGUGA